CAUCAUAAUCACAUACAACCACAUCUUCAACUCCAAUCACUUCACCCACCGCCACCAACUACGUUUUAUCCCCCCAGUCAACCGCACGCCAUGGGUUCUCUGUUCCAGUCUAUUGCCCCUGGAUCGGAGGAGGGGAUGAAGGCGUACGUGGGCCCGUCCCUGUUCCAGCCGCACCGUGCUCGCCAGGCCAUCCGGGAUGCGCACGAGAAGAAGAUCCCUCCCCUCAUCGGCUACUAUGCCGGUCUCAGCUCCGUUCCCAUCACGCGGUUCGUAGCCCCCAUGGGCUUCGAUGUCAUGUGGAUCGACUGGGAGCACACGUCCUGCGGUGUCGAGACAAUGACCACGAUGGUCCAUGAGGCGAUGUUCAUGAGCGGCGGCCGCACCAUUCCCUUCGUCAGAGUCCCCGGUCAUGACCACGCCGCCAUCGGCUUCGCCCUGGAUGCGGGCGCGAGCAUCGUCGUCCCGCAGCUCGAAACAGUCGAGCAGGCCAAGCACGUCGUAUCGGCGGCCAAGUUCGGCACGCGCCAGAACGGCACCCGUUCCGCGCCCCCGUUCCGCAUGGUGCCGGGCCUGACGGACAUGGCGGCCGACGGCAAGCGCGACGUGUGGCAGAACCUCAACGACCAGGCGGCCAUCAUGGUGCAGAUCGAGUCGCUCGAGGGCAUCAACAACCUGGAUGCCAUCCUGACCGAGGUGCCGGACAUCGACGUGGUGUGGCUCGGUGGCCUCGACUGCCGCAUCAGCAUGAACCUGCCCGCCAACUUUGGCCAGGGGGACGAGCCCGAGUGGCUGGCCGCCGUGGAGAAGUUCAACAGCACCCUGAAGAAGCACAACAAGCCCCGCGCCGGCUUCUGCCUCGGCGGCGGCGACGAGCUGGUCAAGAUGGGACAGGACAACGUGCUGCUUUUGCAUGCGGCCGAUGUGAUGAAGUUGAUGGAGCUGGGACCUCAGCUUCUUGCCGCGAGGCAGGCCGUUGCCCAUAGGAAGUGAUGGCUGGUGGGGAGGAAAGGGUUCUUGUAUUACUACGAGUUGAAUAAAUCAUAGACUUGGGUGCAAUAAUGGAAACGUUAUUCCUUAC
Molecule: messenger RNA, 1078 nt
Organism: Chaetomium fimeti
Lineage: Eukaryota; Fungi; Ascomycota; Sordariomycetes; Sordariales; Chaetomiaceae
Product: Pyruvate/Phosphoenolpyruvate kinase-like domain-containing protein
Exons: 3
Coding region: 91-990 (299 amino acids)
Cellular component (GO): cytoplasm
Molecular function (GO): aldehyde-lyase activity
Source: RefSeq, a predicted model, not a curated record